AUGCUUGAGAAACUUUCUCGAGUUACACGCGUUGCACCGGUUGGUCUCAUGAUGGCGCUUGAUGUCAUUCUUGCCGAAACUGUCGUAAGUGAAAGCAAAGCAAGCAGGGCGACAGCCCCAACAACUUUGCGCAAUCUCGAUCUCGCUUACUCGUCUGCCUGUCUGCUCGCCUCACGACUGGGGCCAUUUGACCUUUGGGUCUUUUACGAGAAAAGCUUCCGUGUGGCUUACGCGCAGGGUCGUCCAACAAGAAACGCCUUCGCCACUGCGGCGCAGUCCAUGACGCCAUGUUAG
Akanthomyces muscarius is the source of this 294-nucleotide messenger RNA. RefSeq lists its product as uncharacterized. The record is from RefSeq and is a predicted model, not a curated record. NCBI's taxonomy places the organism in Eukaryota, Fungi, Ascomycota, Sordariomycetes, Hypocreales, Cordycipitaceae. Bases 1 to 294 code for a protein of 97 amino acids. The transcript is spliced from 2 exons.